AUGAAAACAUCAAGAGAGUUGUGGAAUGCUCUUGAAAAGAAGUACAAGACUGAAGAUGCCGAACUUAAGAAGUUUAUGGCCGCCAAAUUUCUGUAUUUCAAAAUGGUUGACGACAAAUCUGUCAUAACGCAAGUCCAAGAAUUGCAAGUGAUUGUUCAUGACCUCCUUGCUAAAGCAUUUCAAGUUGCGACAUUUAUUGAAAAGUUGCAUCCACUGUGGAAGGACUUUAAGAAUUACUUAAAAUAUAAGCGCAAUGAGAUGACGCUUGAAGACCUUAUUGUUCGUCUACGGAUUGAAGAGGACAACAAGGCUACUGAGAAGAAGUCCUGUGGUAACUCAACAAUAAGGGGAGAAAAUAUUGUUGAGGAAGCGUCUACAAGCAACAGAAAGAGAAAGAAGCCCGCCUGCUUGGUCGGAAAUCCCAAGGAGUGGUGGAUUGAUUCUGGAGCCACUCUCCAUAUUUGUGCUAACAAAAAGUUAUUUGCCUUUUAUGUUCCUGUGGGACCCGCUGAGACUAUCUUUAUGGGAAACUCCGCAACAACAAAAAUUGAAGGAGUUGGGAAGAUAUCUUUGAAGAUGACUUUGUACAAAGUUGUGACUCUAAACAAUGUUCUCCAUGUUCCUGAAAUUCGCAAGAAUUUG
Messenger RNA from Nicotiana tabacum (common tobacco), 642 nucleotides. Lineage: Eukaryota; Viridiplantae; Streptophyta; Magnoliopsida; Solanales; Solanaceae. The record is from RefSeq and is a predicted model, not a curated record.